This is a messenger RNA of Rotaria sp. Silwood1, 1602 nucleotides long. The record is from the annotation of a GenBank genome assembly. Lineage: Eukaryota; Metazoa; Rotifera; Eurotatoria; Philodinida; Philodinidae.
AUGGACUCUAUGAACGCUGAUGCCACUAAAGAAGAAUUACAUGCUGAUCCCAUUGAUAUUAAUACAUCUAUAUCAUAUCUAGCAGCAACACCUAUCUCUCUUGAUAGGAUUCUACAAAAAUGUGGUGAUCUUGGUCGAUUUCAGUUCAUACACUAUUUCUUUAUUAAUCUCAUUUCUAUGAGUGCUGCAGUUGCUGGCUUUUAUUAUGUUUUUGCUGUCGCUGAUUCUGACCAUCGAUGUCGACUACCAGCUAAUGUAUGGCCUAAUGAUACACAAUAUAAUCCAAUAAAUAUAACACAUGAACUAAUCAUAAAUACAUAUAUACCAAAAACAAAAGAUGGAAAAAAAUGGGAACAAUGUGUUCUUUAUUCAACUGAAUAUCCGAAUGAUACUCUUAUUGAUUGUCCAAAUGGAUGGGUUUAUGAUCGAUCAGUAUUUGGAUAUACAUUUACUGAAGAAGCAAAUCUUGUUUGUGCUAGAAAACCAAAACAAAGUUGGAUAGCUACUCUAAUGCAAUGCGGUGGUUUUGCAUUACUUAUUAUUGGUACCUUUGCUGAUAAAUUUGCUCUUUUAUUGCUUAAUCAAUUUGCAUCUGGUCUUACUGCUGCUGCAUUUAGUCUAAUAUUUAUUCUAGUUCUUGAGUUAACAUCAUCAGCACAUACAAGUUUAGCUGGAAAUGUUGCACUUGUUUCAUUUGCAGUUGGUGAAGGUAUUGUUACUUUGUUUGCUUAUCUAGCAAAAGAUUGGCAAAUACUUAAAUGGGCUGAUACAGCUUUUAUUGGCUUAGUUAUACCAUAUCUUUAUUUUAUGCCUGAAUCACCAUUAUAUAUGUAUUCUAAACGUCAAUAUGUUCAACUGGAAGGAUUGUUACGACGAAUAGCAACUACAAAUAAACGAAAAGAAGAAGAUUGGUAUCCUGUUUAUCAAGAAUUUUUAAAAAAUCAAACAGCUAUAUCAUUAAGCACUAAUGAAUUAUCAUUAUCUCAAAAAGCUAAUAGAAUUCUUACACAUCGAUCAACUGUUUUGAAAUUAUUAACUACAGCUUUACUUGGUUUUACAACACUAAUGCUCUAUAUAAAAAUAAGUUAUGGUUUAGCUGUAAUGAGUAUUUCACCAUAUUUAGGAAUAUUAAUCGGUGCUGCUGUUGAAGCUGCUGGAUAUGUAGCAGGUUCUUUACUUAUAUCAACAAGACUUGCUCGUAAAGGUUCAUUUAUUCUUAUGGGAGUUCUAACAACUAUUUGUGUUAUUCUUAUACCAAUUCUUUUAAAAUAUAGUCCAAUUGCAACUGUAUUUAUUGCACAAUUCGGAAAAUUUGCCGUAUCAGGUGCUAUUGCUGUAUCAUGGAUAUUUGUACCUGAACUUUUUCCAACAUCAAUUAGAAGUAGUGCGAAUGGAUUUUUUAUUGCAUUUAGUCGUAUUGGUGCUAUUGUUGCACCAAUUAUCAAUGCAUCUGUUAGUAAUGAAUAUUUGUCAUAUACAUUUUAUGCAUCAGCAGGUUUAGCUGUUAUUGUUGUUUUGUUAACAUUACUCUUACCAGAAACAAAAUAUAAACAAUUGGAUGAAGAAGAAGAUUAUGAAACAAAUCAAAACAGUGCUGCUUAA